AUGGAAUUUUUCUUUAUUUUUCAGACAGAACAAUUUACAUUACUAUGGUUUCUAUUUACUGUAAUUGUCGUCGGUAACGUCUCUGUGCUGAUGGGUCUACUGUUGGGAAAACGCCGGAAAUCACGGAUGGAUUUUUUUAUUAAGCAACUGGCCAUCGCUGAUUUACUCGUCGGUUUAAUUUCGGUCCUGACGGAUAUUGUAUGGAGAGUUACGAUAAUAUGGCAUGCAGGCAACAUCGCCUGCAAGCUCAUUAAAUUUCUUCAAGUAGUUGUGACGUACAGCUCAACGUAUGUAUUAGUCGCACUUUCAAUAGACAGAUAUGAUGCCAUUACUAGGCCGAUGAAUUUUUCCGGAAGCUGGUGGAGAGCCAGAGCUCUUGUUGCAACAGCUUGGGGAUUAUCUGUGGCAUUUAGUAUUCCUAUUAUUUUUCUUUAUGAAGAGAAGCUCAUCCAGGAAAAAAAACAAUGUUGGAUAGACUUGGGAUCACCCGUAAAUUGGCAAAUUUACAUGAGUCUAGUUAGUUUUACAUUAUUUAUAGCGCCUACUAUCAUUAUUUGUGGGUGUUAUUUGGUGAUAGUGACAACUAUCUGGACUCAAAGCAGUGCAUUGCGUCAAAGUCCGAUGCGGGACGACAGACGAGCUUCGUCCAGGGGAUUAAUACCGCGCGCUAAAAUAAAAAGCGUUAAAAUGACAUUCGUUAUUGUUUUUGUUUUUGUUCUCUGUUGGAGUCCAUAUAUCGUAUUUGAUUUACUUCAAGUAUAUGGCUACGUACCGAAAACACAGACAAACAUUGCGGUUGCAACAUUCAUUCAAAGUCUAGCCCCGCUAAAUUCAGCAGCAAAUCCAAUCAUAUACUGUCUUUUCAGCACACCAUUUUGCAAGAACGUACGUAUGAUAGUAAAUCAGUUAAUAAAAAAAUCCAUUAAAAAAAAAGUCUUUAAAAUCUUAAUAACUUUCAACCGGUGCCUUAUAUUCUCUGGAUUUUUAAAAAUCACAAUCAAAACUCUAUUUUUAGUUUUUUCCAGGAUUAAAAAAAACAUGCAGGCGAUUUCCUGGGUUUCGGGACGGUGCUGUACGUGUUCACAUAAUUGCUUUAGCGCCAGUAAUAUUCGGAGGAGAGCAACGAGAACGACGACGGUUACAACAUCGUUGACUGCUCAUUCGUCAAGAAGAAGCGGGCAUAUUCCUAUACUGCAUACCGCAUCCAAAAAACAUGUAAUGGUAUCGUUUGUUUAA
Molecule: messenger RNA, 1236 nt
Organism: Cotesia congregata
Lineage: Eukaryota; Metazoa; Arthropoda; Insecta; Hymenoptera; Braconidae
Source: the annotation of a GenBank genome assembly